Molecule: messenger RNA, 3681 nt
Organism: Xiphophorus couchianus (Monterrey platyfish)
Lineage: Eukaryota; Metazoa; Chordata; Actinopteri; Cyprinodontiformes; Poeciliidae
Exons: 2
Coding region: 456-1190 (244 amino acids)
Source: RefSeq, a predicted model, not a curated record
AAACACGACUGACUGCUGAUGGGUGAGGAUAAACAGUCCCACGGUGUGCUCACCGUGGGACUGGCCAGGACCAGCCUCAGAUUCCCACGACCCCUCCUCUCCACACACACAGAGGAGCAAGCAAGGCUGCAGAGGCGCACAGGCGGACAGCGCGCAGACAGAGAGGCAGAGCAGCGCUGCACCACUUUUUCCCUCUUAUUUACUAUAAAAGCUACAUUUCAGGCUCCGCUGUUGCGCAUUGCACUGACUCACACUGUGCAGAGAGGAGGGUUAAAAAAAAACCCCCCACCUAAAACAAAAACGUCCAGAUCUCAGGAGGAAAUGAGAGAAAGAGUGGAUUAGCCGCGGAUCAAGAGUGGAGGAGUGGGAGGAAUAACGAAACUCGGGAUUAUGUAUUCUGAUAAUGCCGAGGAGCCGGUUUCUGCUUCAGAUUCACAUCCAAAACAAGUCUGAGGAUGACGGCUGCCAGUCCGCCCUGCAGCCCUGCCUCCUCCCACUCCUCACCCGUCUGCCUCCCGGCCUGCCACAAACACCUGAAGAAAGGAGCAGCACUCCAGACCAAGCUGCGUCUGGGCUCCCCCCCGGGCGUGUGGCUCAUGCUGGGCACAAUGGUGGUGCUGGUGGGGAUGAGCGUGGCGGUGGCGGGCUACGUCUCCGCCGCACCGAGGCCGGCCGUGGGCGGCCGUGGGAGCACCCACGUUGAGAGGAUGAAGCUGGCCGGGCCAGUGGUCAUGGGAGUGGGGCUCUUCAUCUUCAUCUGCGCCGCCACGUUGCUGUACGAGAACCGGGACCGAGAGAGUCUUGUUCGAGACCCUCUGAACGACCUGGAGGACCUGAAGGGGAGCAGCUGCUGGGAGGAUACUCAGGAGCAGUGGGAGCACUCGGAUGAGGAGCAGUCAGCGUGGACCAGCCCGGUCCACAUUCUGCCUCCCGCCAGCAGUGACUCUCCUCCUCCUGAUGCAGGAGGUGCAGCUAAUGAGGAGGGAGACCAAGAGCAAGAGGAGGAGGAAGAGGAGGAGAAGGGAAAGUUGAUACUGCUCACCCAAGUUCUGCACCACCAGGCGCCCAAUCCUCACCCAUCCUCACCCUGCCUGUCCGCUUCUUCUGACCCGAUUCACUCAGAUUCAAGCAACUCGAGUGAAAUCGACUUUAAUGACCGGACAGAGUCUUUAGAGCUGCCCCAGGACUGACGCUCCGCCUUGCACAACCACCGGACUAUGCACUGCUCAGUGAAGAAGAGCUUAAGAUUUGUUUGUAUGUUAUAGUGCCUCUGAGUGGCACACUGAGUCACUGUCUCUGAAGGGUGUUUUUGUCCUACAUUGCUCACUGACUCAUCCACAUUUGAAAAAUUUUAAGCUGCGCUGUUUGAUGUCAACUCACCAUCUUGUCUCAGAGCUCCGCCCAGCUACCCAUAAAACUCCACUUCUGGAGUGACCAAACAUGGACCUGCUGUAAAAGUUAUUUGGGUGCCAACGUGGGUGAUAAAUGCUUCCUCUCACACUCAUCCUCUCCCCAGAGGUGGACUUUUCUUUUCUUAAGAGGUUCACUAAAGAGGAUGAGCCAGAUUAGGUCCUGAAUGAGUCUUUAUCUUAUCUCAUGUGCAGUAUAAUCUUCUCUUUAUCUCGGGGAAAGUUGUGUUUCGGUGUAAACAAGAUCAGCACUAAAGCCACACUCCUCUCACUCGACUCCUACAGCCAUGCUAUUAAUACCAGCUGGUGCUCGAUUGCAAGAUUCGGAUUUCUUACUGUAAAUUUCAACAGUUUCUUUGGAUUCCCACAUUCAGCUGUUCACAUUCCUCCCCUUCCGUUAGUGCUGCGUCGAGAGAUCUGAGAGAAUCUGAGAGUGGACGAACAGAAACGAGUAACAGCAUUUAAAAACACAAAUUCUGGUGAGGCUGCGAUGAGUUAUUCUUGACGUAACUGAGAAAAAUCACUCCUGUCGGUUUGAGUAAGUGAUGCCUCACUCUCCCACCAUCGCGACCUCUCACUUUCCUAUCAGAUUUUUCCUGACAAGCAAUCUUUGAUAUGUUAAUUUUCAACUUGUGCUUCACAUGGAAGAUUAUUGGUGGGACUCCGCCUCCAAGCUCCUUCUCAGGUGUAAAUAAUUUGAGUAUUUUCUAUUGUCAAAUGCUCAAUGCCAACAUGAAAAAACCCAAACUCAAACAUCCUAGACGCUUAUGUAAUUAUAGUAACAACCUUUAAAAUGUUAUAAUUGCAUUGGACUGUUAUUUUAUUUUCUUUUCUUACAGAAGACACAGAAUAUUUACAGCUGAAAUAAAGCUUAGAGGUGGUCUGCUACCAGUAAUCUCCCCUGCAAAACAAACUUAAAAUACAACUCAGAGCAACUAUCUGAAAGAAGAUGAAUGUACACUUAGCACACAAUAAGAGAAUUUGUGUUUGGUUAAUAAUUUCUUUAUUCUGACAAUGCUUCUAGGUAAUAAAUCUUAUGCUUUUGGAAAGCCUGUUUAUCUCCCUUUCAAUGGUGCUGCAUUUGUAGGCAAAAUGUAUUUGUAGAAUAUAGUGGGGGAAAUAAGUAUUUAACACACCGCUGACUUUUGAAGUUACUUACAAAGAAUGGAGAGGUUUGUAAUUUAAUAAAAAUAAUUAGCAUUUUACUGCAUGAAAUAAGUAUUUGACACAAUAGAAAAAUGUAACUUAAUAUGGUUUGCAGAAAUCUUUGUUCCUGUAGUUGUUGACCAGGUUACACACGCUGCAGUAGUUAUUUAUUUUUACCAGUCCUUCAUACAGAUCUCAAGGUUUUGGGGGCCACUCCAGGAAACUGAAAUGCUCCUAAGAAACAUUCCUUAGUUCUCUUGGUGGUGUGUUUUGGGUCAUUGUCAUCGUAGAAGACCCGGCUAUGACCCAUCUUCAAUGCUCUUACUGAGGUUGUUGUCCCAAAAUCUUGCGAUGGAAUCCCAUCCAUCCAUCCACCCAACCAUCCAUCCAUCCAUCCACCCAUUCAUCAAUCCAUCCUCUCCUCAGUAAGUUCAAUAUACAGCUAAUGACAUGAUUAUUUGACUCAGGUGUGUUGAAGCAGAGACACACCAAAAGGUCACAGGACACCGGCCCUUAAGGAGUGGAUUUGACGAUCAAUAGUUUUGGUUCCUUGAACAGCUUUUUGGUCUUACCUGUGGUGUGGAGAGGUUGGAGUCUGAGUGUGUAGAUAGGUGUCUUUUUAUUCAGGUAAUAAGUUCAAACAGGUGCAAUUAAUACAAGUCGGACAAAACUACUUCUUAAAGACAAACUAACAAGUUCAUUCUUUCUGGUAGGAAGGGAGUCAAAUACUUAUUUAAUGUGACAAAAUGCUGCUAAUUAAUUUGUUUAAAAUCAUACAAUGUGAUUUUCUGUAUUUCUUUUACAUUCUGUCUCUCACAGUUGAGGUGAACCUACAAUGAUAAUUCCACAUUUCUCCAUACUUUGUAAGUAAAUCGACACUGAAUUAAAUAUUUUCCCCACUGUAUAUGGGGUUGUCCCAUAAAAAAUUUCCCAAACUCUCUAUGCAAAUGUGAAAGUGCUGUUUUUGGUUUCAUACCUGAAUUGGAUGUUUAACGCUUAUAGAAACUAAACUAAUUGUCAAUUUAACUACUAACUAAUCCCAACUAACUUAAAAAAAUUAAUUUAACAAACAUGAACCUCAGUAGUGCCUGUCAGAAGUGUCUCAAAGUUUGAACAAAGAAUGGGG